GCCUUUCCGUUUCCUCACGAGAUGUCACCAUAAUCAAAUGUUGAUUAUUUAUUUUUUAUGCAAAUUCUUGUUCUUGUAUUUCCUGUUUGCUGAUAUUUCCAGUCGGUGAAAAGUGCAACAUAAAUCGAAUGAAAUACGAAAGCCCUAAGCAGGCAAACAAAAUGUCUGUGUCUGUUCAACAAAUACUGGCUGAUGCAAAACGCUUAGCUGGCCGCUUGAAGGACCAUGACUCCUCUGCAGAUGUGCUUCUUUCACAAGCCCAAGCAAUGUUUUGCCAAGUGGAUGCCAUGAAAGAGUACCAGGAAGAAUUGGUUGAGCUGAACACAGCUGCCCAUCAAAGACCACAUUUGGAUCUCAUUGCAAAUAUCCAGCAAGAAAAUCGUCAACUGAGGGCAUUAGAAAAUGAAAAUAAAGAACUCAAAUCAGCUCUUGAGGAGCACCAGAAUACUCUAGAGCUUAUUAUGAGUAAAUACAGACAACAAAUCAGUCGCCUGUUGGAGGCAAGCCACACAGAAAAGAAUUUAGUCAACUUGCUACCGGAUACCAGGAAAAAUGAAGAACAGGCGGAGAAAAUCAAUGACAUGGUUGGAGUCAUGAAGACGGCCAUAAAGUUAGAUGAUAGUUAUGUACAAAAAGAAAUAGAACUGUUCUCCAGAUUAACAACGGAAAACCGGGGACUAAAAGAGCUUUUGGAUAUAGCGAGUCAUAACGGGUCACUCAGGAAUUCUCUCCUUGGUAUCAAAAGCGAGGAUAAAGAGAUCCAAGCAGAUGUUUCUUGUUUAAUUCCUUGAUCUCCAGAAGAAAAUAGCAUUGAAAAUACGAUAGAUUCGUUACACGUUGGCUAUGUAUAUCUUUACGCUUUCUGAAGAUUCUUUCUCGUCCUUUGCUUUUACACGAUACUCACCGUGUAUAUUAAAGUUUAAAAUAACUUUUCUCUUUUUUGUUCUAAAUUUAAUUAGAUGUUGCUUGGCCAUAGGUUAAUUGCAAUAAAGCUGUGUUUCAUGUC
Molecule: messenger RNA, 1006 nt
Organism: Daphnia magna
Lineage: Eukaryota; Metazoa; Arthropoda; Branchiopoda; Diplostraca; Daphniidae
Product: FGFR1 oncogene partner 2 homolog
Exons: 5
Coding region: 129-791 (220 amino acids)
Source: RefSeq, a predicted model, not a curated record